This is a messenger RNA of Mya arenaria, 2374 nucleotides long. RefSeq names its product tumor necrosis factor receptor superfamily member 14-like. The record is from RefSeq and is a predicted model, not a curated record. NCBI's taxonomy places the organism in Eukaryota, Metazoa, Mollusca, Bivalvia, Myida, Myidae. The transcript has 5 exons. Bases 278 to 1408 code for a protein of 376 amino acids. Gene Ontology annotation, molecular function: protein binding. Gene Ontology annotation, biological process: signal transduction.
UUAUAUAAAUUGAAUAGCUCAUGUGUUUACCUGUCAUUUCUGUACAUACUGCAGUACUGAUAUAACCGUUUAAGGUAGAUCAUUUUUCUAAUGACAUGACGACAAAGGGCUAUUAUUUCUGUGAACUUGGAUUUACUCUUGGUGGAUGCAGGAAAUAGGCCUGUCCUCUUCACUAUGAAACAACUUCCUAAACAGAAAAAGUGUUUGCUAGGCUUUCCAGAUUAGUGUACGUGUCUGCCUUAGUCAAAAAUUAUAAAUUGACAGCUAAGCAACAGCAAUGAAAUUUCAACGCAACACGGAAGCCAUACUGCUUUCAGUAUUACUGUUAUAUUACAUAGCAGUGGCUUCUGGUUUCGAAUGUCCACCGGAAGCCAAACAAUUGUACUACAAGGUCGGUGAAAACAAAGAGUGCAUGAAAUGUUCACCUGGAUAUUAUUGGCUCCACCACUGCAUUUUUAACUUGACUAACGCAGUCUGCACGCCAUGUCCGAAAGGCUCAUAUUCUCCAUGCAACAAUAUUGCCCUUGCAUGUGAACGCUGCGACACCCAUUGUCCAGGGUUUAGCAAUCAAGAUGCGUAUAAAGACAGGGAAUAUAUCAGUGAAGCAUGCACUGCCAUCUCCAACAUAAAAUGUUCUUGUAGACAAUCAUAUUACAAAGAAUCCGGGGAAGAUGGGAUGUGUACGGAAAAACAACCAUGCCCUCCUGGGAGUGGAGUGCUUCGACAAGCAACAGACAAGUCUCAGACUCAAUGCCACGUAUGCUCGGUCGGCAAAACGUUCUCAAAUAUCACAUCACUCAGUGAACCAUGUCAGAACUGUACCGUCUGUGCCCCGGAAGAACACAUGCUUCAGGACUGUACCUUGUCGAGAGAUCGAGUUUGUGGACAGGCAUCAACAACAGUUUCAGUUGAUGCAAAUUCGCCAAAAGGCGACUCUACAGUAACGAUCGUGGCCAUAUUAGCUACUUCUGCUAUUGUCAUAGUAGCCAUUAUCGUUGGUAUCCUAAGAACAAAAUGCGGAAGUGGCUCAUGGAGAAGAUGCUUCGGUCAUAGUCAGGCAUUGCUUCGAAUGAGAUACACAAAUAUUGGUUGUAGAUGGCCAUCCAGGCGACCGACCAACAAGGAGUUAGGAACGAUUGCCGAUUGUUUCACUGGAGACUAUCAGAUACUUGCUACACAGCUGGAGGUUUCGCCGGAAAGGGUUUACCGGAUACAGCGAGAUCAUAACCAAGACAUUCAUUCACAAGUGUUUGCCGUACUUUUGGACUGGGCCAAUGCCACGGCAGCUCCUACUUUGGCAGAUUUAGAGACUGAAAUGCGGAACGUGGAGUCGCUGAAAUUCAAUUGGGUAAAUGCCAAUAAAAAGUUGAACGUCGAACAAUACGACAUUAGUAACGCUCAGUUAUAAACAAGCAACUUACCUAACAUGUCACAAAAAGAGAAACAUUUAUAAAACAAAUCUUCAUUCAUAUUGAAUAGAAAAAAAAUAUACAGGAGAAAUAAAUUAUUGUAUUGACAGUAAAAUGCUGGAAUUUGUCGAGGAUGUGAGAUUUUAAAAAUGUUAAUAAAAUGAGGGCACUUAAGAAUUUAAACUAUAUCGCUCACCCGAGCACCCUAAUAAAGUAUGUUUAUUUCUUCGUUUGUUUCUUGGGGAACUUCUUAGAGGAAGCGUAUCAAAUAAUUAUGUAUUGACGUACAUGGACCGCUCUUAGCACGUUAGCACGCUGUGUAUAACCUAAAAUAUUUAUAAUUUUGUAUUAUGUGUACAUCCCGAGGUAUAUAACAGUGUGAUGUCGUAUGUAUAUUCACUUGCAUUAUAGUUCAGUGUUACUUUGUCGGGCAUUUGAUGAGCAUUAAUUGGAGAUGAAUCGUAAGACAAUUGCUAUACCUUAUUGUGAUAAAUCUUGACAUUGUUGUUGUGCAGAUGUCUUUGUGGUGCCUUUGUGGUAUUUCUUUGUUAAAUUGAGUUACAGUUGAUCUGUAUUUGUGGUGCCUUGAAUGUAUUCCUGAGUUCAGUAAAUGUGAUCUAGCUCCGUUUAUUCUUUAUUAGCAAUGGACACGGUCCGGAAUUAUGCAGACAUGACAUGUUAACACUAUAACAAAUACUGGCACAAUGAUUUGUAGGCAUGCCAUUUAUACAUGUAAAAUUGCAAUCCUAUAAUCGUGUGGAUAUUCAUUUUUGCUUUCUUCUAUGUAUUACUUUGUAGUACCUUGUAUAUGUAGCGUGUGCGGAGUGUAGCGAGCGGCUGUACACAAUUCUAUCAAAAUUGUGGCAGAACUCUUUUAUAAAUAUCAUAAGAUCGAUAACUAUGAUCGAAUUUUUUUUAAAUGAAUUAUAAACUUAAACUUAAAAAAUAUACUGCUAUGAAAUGAU